This is a messenger RNA of Moneuplotes crassus, 916 nucleotides long. The record is from the annotation of a GenBank genome assembly. NCBI's taxonomy places the organism in Eukaryota, Ciliophora, Spirotrichea, Euplotida, Euplotidae.
GAAUGAAGCCCUCUAAGCACAUAAAACACAUUUCAAAUCCAAUAAACCUAAAAAAUUCAAAAAUCUUCAUAAAAGACUACUCCAUCGUCCAAAGCCCAAAACACCCUUCAAAACAGUCCAAAGUCCCAUCUCUAGUCCCUAACCUCCCGCCCAAGCUAGCCCUCAAAAUCAACCUCAUUAACACCUCUGAACAGGCCACUUCACUUCCCAGCAUUGCCUCUCUAGAAGCCUCACCUUCCUCAAAGUAAUAAACCCCUAAAUCCUCAUCAGUGCUCCACUCAAAACUCGAUUUAAAGACCCUAGUAGAGAUUACAUCAAAAAUAACCAAUUCUCAAAGAACAAAUAUUACCAUAACUUCAUGAACUUCAACCAGUUACCAUUCAGCCCCAUCUCAAAUAAACUUGAUGAGAAAAAUUCCAGAAUCUGUAGAAAAUCUAUACAAGCAAGAAAUUCAAGAGAUUAUGGCAGGAACUACCACUUACGAAGCCUUAAGAGCCAUGAUGAGCACAUUCAUAAUAAGCGAAUAGGGUCAUUGAAAGAAGAUAUCAUUAGCCAGACAAACAGUUUAAUAGAUCAAGAGAUUCCUCUAUCUCAAAACAUACAUAGUCCAAGAUCCAAUAUAUCUUCCCUUGCCUCAAGUAUUAUUGUUCAAAAGAGAAACAAAGAAAGGUCUAUAUAUAAUAUUUUCCGCAAGAGUAAGCACAAACUCAACAAACUCGGACAACAAAGGAGCAAAUACAAAAACCUGAUCAAGAGCAACGAAAAUACUUCCAAUAAUCCUCAGAUAAACUCUAAGAGAGUGAAACUCAGAAAAGAUAGUUUAUUCAAGAAGUUCAAGCUCAAUCGGAAGAAAAUAGAGCUUAAGCUUUUCCCUCAGUAGCGAAGGAAUAGUACUAAUUCACAUAAUUUUCAAUUA